AUGAUAUCCAGAAGCAUCAUUGAUGCUUUUGUGCCUCUUUUUAUCAGGAACACUGAACCCGAAACAAUUGGUAGAGGAAAGUUAGCUAUCCCUAAACUGAAAAAGAUCGAUUUAGAGCAUUUAUUGAAUAGCGUUAUGAUUUUAUUCAAACAGGAAGACACAUUGCUCAAUCUCGAAGGAGACUUCAAUGUUGUCGGAGAUAUUCACGGCAAUUUACGCGAUUUAAUCCGAAUUUUCAACUAUUGUGGAUCCCCAAGUUCCAACAAAUUCAUCUUUUUAGGCGACUACGUUGACAGAGGAGACAUGUCAAUAGAAGUUGUUGUCUUGCUCUUUGCCUUUAAGCUUGCUUAUCCAAAUAAUAUCUAUUUAAUUCGUGGCAACCACGAGUUUGAGAUCAUUAACACAUAUUAUGGAUUCCAUCAACAAGUUUUAUCUUCAUAUGACGAUGAUAUGUACGAUUUAUUUAACGAAGUUUUUUCGUAUUUACCACUUGGAGCUGUUGUCAAUCAAAAAUAUCUCCUUGUUCAUGGUGGUAUUAGUCCAUACCUUAAGUCUAUUGACCAAAUUGCAAACAUUAAACGUCCAAUUACCGAUUUUAUCGAAGGACCUGACGCAAAUUUGAUAACUGACAUAAUGUGGAGUGAUCCAUCGAGGAUUUACAGUCUUUUUCAUCCAAGCCCACGUGGAUUUGGCUAUGUUUACGGCCACGACGCAAUGAAUGACUUUUUACGUCAAAAUAUUGUUAAAUAUGUUGUUCGUGCUCACCAAUGCGUUACAAACGGAUACGAAGAAAACUUUGGUGGAUCUGUGAUCACGGUUUUCUCUUCCAGCAAUUAUUGCACGAUGCCCGCAAACUCAAGCAGUAUCCUUGAAAUUCAUCCCGAAGAACCCCAUAGAGCAUCAGUGUUUCCACCAAUAAAACACCUUAGAAAGUUCGAAUGCGAUUUCAAAAUUGUUGAUUGUAUUGAUACAAUUCCUCUUUGUAAGAAACUCAAUCCAAACACAAAACACAAUAGUAUGAGGAAUUGGCAAAUGAGCAAGAGACCUAUCCUGUCAACAGCCUUCCCACCAAAGUCUCUCAGACCUGAUGAUUCAAGAUUACUUUCACCAUACAACUCUAUUGGUGAAAUACCAAAGAUUACGAUAAUACCAUCUCCUCAAAUUAAGAAGUGCAUUUCAAUACCUUCGGAGUUACAUCUUGACUAG
Molecule: messenger RNA, 1206 nt
Organism: Trichomonas vaginalis G3
Lineage: Eukaryota; Parabasalia; Trichomonadida; Trichomonadidae
Product: phosphoprotein phosphatase protein
Exons: 1
Coding region: 1-1206 (401 amino acids)
Cellular component (GO): cytoplasm; nucleus
Molecular function (GO): protein serine/threonine phosphatase activity
Source: RefSeq, a predicted model, not a curated record